AUGGGAUGUAAUAUGUGCGUGGUCCAGAAACCGGAGGAGCAAUAUAAAGUGAUGCUGCAGGUAAACGGGAAGGAACUCUCCAAACUAUCUCAGGAGCAAACUCUGGAGGCACUGCGCUCCUCCAAGGAGCCCCUGGUGAUCCAGGUGCUGAGACGCAGCCCCCGCCUCCGGGGGGAAAGCUCCUGCCACGACCUGCAACUGGUGGAUAGUGGCACUCAGACCGACAUCUCCUUCGAGCAUAUUAUGGCACUGGGCAAGCUGCGUCCACCCACACCGCCCAUGGUCAUCCUGGAGCCGUACGUCCUUUCUGAGCUCCCCCCCAUCGGCCAUGAGUAUUAUGAUCCGGCGGAGUUCAUGGAGGGCAGCCAACAGGAGGCAGACCGUGUGGAUGAGCUGGAGUAUGAGGAGGUGGAACUGUAUAAAGCCAGCCACCGGGACAAGCUGGGCCUGAUGGUCUGUUACCGCACAGACGAUGAAGAGGACCUGGGGAUCUACGUCGGAGAGGUAAAUCCCAACAGCAUCGCAGCCAAGGAUGGCCGGAUCCGUGAAGGGGAUCGCAUCAUCCAGAUCAAUGGAAUGGAUGUCCAGAACCGGGAAGAGGCAGUGGCAAUCCUGACCCAGGAGGAGAGCACCAACGUCUCACUGCUAGUGGCCCGCCCUGAGACAGAGCUGACCAAGCGAUGGAAGGACAGCGACCGAGAUGACUUCUUGGAUGACUUUGGCUCUGAGAACGAGGGAGAGCUGCGGGCUCGGAAGCCGAAAUCUCCCUCUUCCCAACAGCCUGAAAAGGUCGUGGAGAAGGGCACCCCCGAGGCAGGCCCCGGUCUGAGCAACAGCCAAGAACUCGACAGCGGGGUAGGCCGGACGGACGAGAGCACUCGCAACGAGGAGAGCUCGGAACACGACCUACUGGGGGACGAAGCCCCCAGCACCACCAACACCCCGGGCAGCUUACGCAAGUUCGGCCUCAAGAGCGAGGCCCUGCAGAGCCGCGACUUCCACUUCAGCAUGGACUCCCUCCUGGCCGAGGGAGCCGGGCUGGGGAGCGGGGACGUGCCGGGGCUGACCGACGAGGAGUACGAGCGGUACCGGGAGCUGCUGGAGAUCAAGUGCCACCUGGAGAACGGCAACGAGCUGGGCCCGUUCUUCCCCUGCGCCGGGGCCGGCAACAACGCCCUCGACGUCAACCGCAACGAGAGCAUGGGCCACGAGGUAGCCAUGUUGGAGGAGGAGCUGCGGCACCUGGAGUUCAAGUGCCGCAACAUCCUGCGGGCCCAGAAGAUGCAGCAGCUGCGGGAGCGCUGCAUGAAGGCUUGGCUGCUGGAGGAGGAGAGUCUCUACGACUUCGGAGCCGGUGAGCCCAAGAAGCACGAGCUCUCGGACAUCACGGAGCUCCCGGAGAAGUCCGACAAAGACAGCACCAGCGCCUAUAACACGGGCGAAAGCUGCCGGAGCACCCCGCUGCUCCUGGAGCCCCUGCUCGACAGCCCCCUGAAGCGUGGGGCCGACCCCAUCUUCAAGGCCGCCGGGCCCGCGGGGGAGAAGGCCCCUCCGGCCGCCUCCGCGAACUCCAACCUCAAUAGGACCCCGGCCCCCGCCGCCCCCCACAAGCCCGGCCCUCCGGAAGCCGGCCCGGCCCAGUUCCGUUCCCUCGCACGGGAUGCGGAAGGGAGCCGGAGGCAGCACUCGGAGGAGCGGCUCCGUCGCGGCCCCAAGGCCGGGGGGACGCUGGAGCGGGCCAGCGCCGAGGGCAGCCCUUACCUCUCCCGGCGUCACCGGGGGCAGGGACAGGCCAGUGAGCGCUACCACAGCUGCGUGCAGCUGGCCCCCACCCGCGGCCUGGAGGAGCUGGGCCGGAGCCCCCUGAGCCUGGCCAGCAUGUGCAAGGAUUCCCUGGGAGGCCCGAAGGUGGGAGGGCCCGCCGCCGAAACCCCCCGCAUGGAGUGGAAGGUGAAGGUGCGCAGCGACGGCACGCGCUACGUGGCCAAGCGCCCGGUCCGGGACCGCCUCCUCAAGGCCCGGGCCCUCAAGAUCCGCGAGGAGCGGAGCGGCAUGACCACGGACGACGACGCGGUGAGCGAGAUGAAGAUGGGGCGCUACUGGAGCAAGGAGGAGCGCAAGCAACACCUCAUCCGGGCGCGGGAGCAGCGGAAACGGAGGGAGUUCAUGAUGCAGAGCCGGCUGGAGUGCCUGAGGGAACAGCAGAAUGGCGAGAGCAAGCACGAGCUCAACAUCAUCGCCUUGAGCCACCGCAAGACCAUGAAGAAGAGGAACAAGAAGAUCCUGGACAACUGGAUCACCAUCCAGGAGAUGCUGGCCCACGGCACCCGCUCGGCCGACGGCAAGAGGGUGUAUAAUCCCUUGCUGUCCGUCACCACCGUUUGACCGCUCCAGGUCGACCAGAAGGGCAGCUGGGACCAGCCAGUGGAGGGGAGAGGGAGGGAGGGGACACGCCAACUAUCUUUGGGGUAAGUAUCAGACACCUAUAUCUCCGAGGGGCUGGGAAAUGUGGGAAAGAGGGGAGGGGGACUGGAGCAGACUUUGCUGCGCACAGAAGAAAGUUUCCUCAGCUUGAGCGGCCGGCACAGACUUAUUGCCAUCGCCUACAGCCUUGAGCACAGAAGGCCGGGCUUGGGGGUGGGCAGUAACCUCCGCACACACCCCCAUUUGCCGACAGACAAGAGGAACCCUGGUUUUGUGGUCUUUCUCCUCCUUUUUGUGCUUGCCAAUGUUCGUUUUUCUGUUUCGUCUACCUGCCCACGUUCGGGAUGGG
Tachyglossus aculeatus (Australian echidna) is the source of this 2773-nucleotide messenger RNA. RefSeq names its product PDZ domain containing 4 (gene PDZD4). The record is from RefSeq and is a predicted model, not a curated record. NCBI's taxonomy places the organism in Eukaryota, Metazoa, Chordata, Mammalia, Monotremata, Tachyglossidae. Gene Ontology annotation, molecular function: protein binding.